GAAGAGAAAGACAUUACCAAAUCAAAACCUUAUUGUUUUGCUAUAUUUUUCUUCAAAAGUCUUAUCAUUAAAAAAAAAUGAAGAUCCUCACAAGUAAAUCACUGUUUAUGUUUCUAAUCUUGAUGUUUUUUUCAAUGAAAAUACAUUCACUGCAAUUCGAAGUUUUAUCUGGUCGCACAAAAUGCAUAGCUGAAGAUAUCAAGAGUCAUUCCAUGACUGUUGGCAAAUAUCAUAUUGUCAAUCCCAAUGAACCACAUCCUUUGCCAGAUACUCACAAAGUCACCCUCAGGGUGACAUCUACGCAUGGGAAUACCUUUCACUAUGCAGAUAAUGUUCAUGAGGGGCAUUUUGCUUUUGAGACAACAGAAGCUGGGGAUUAUAUGGCUUGCUUCUAUGCUGCUGAUCACAAGCCCCCUGUUACUAUGACUAUUAAUUUCGACUGGAAGAGUGGUGUAGCUGCUAAGGACUGGACUAAUGUUGCCAAGAAAGGCUCAGUUGACCUUAUGGAAUUAGAACUGAAGAAGAUGCAUGAACAUGUUAAAAACAUCCACGAUGAGAUGUUUUAUCUACGUGAAAGGGAGGAAGAAAUGCAAGAACUUAACAGAUCAACCAACUCCAAAAUGGCUUGGAUGACUGGACUGUCAAUCUGUGUAUGCUUAUCUGUAGCAGGAUUGCAAUUGUGGCAUUUGAAAACCUUUUUCGAAAAGAAGAAGCUAAUCUAAUGUUAUUCUGAUAUUUUCACUACUCUCACGUUCGAGUAGAAUUUUUUAUAGACAACACAAUAGUUAGAAGGGAAGUUGUGUUUCAUGUACAAUGUGAUAGAAAAUUGUAUUCUGAAAUGCAUGUGUUACUCUCAGA
This is a messenger RNA of Solanum stenotomum, 858 nucleotides long. RefSeq names its product transmembrane emp24 domain-containing protein p24delta9-like. Gene Ontology annotation, cellular component: endoplasmic reticulum; endoplasmic reticulum-Golgi intermediate compartment; Golgi apparatus. The transcript has 4 exons. NCBI's taxonomy places the organism in Eukaryota, Viridiplantae, Streptophyta, Magnoliopsida, Solanales, Solanaceae. The record is from RefSeq and is a predicted model, not a curated record. Gene Ontology annotation, biological process: Golgi organization; intracellular protein transport; endoplasmic reticulum to Golgi vesicle-mediated transport. Bases 78 to 722 code for a protein of 214 amino acids.